AUGCCUGAUACAUAUGGAUUGAUUAUUGUCGGUAACAGUGGUGUUGUAACACAUCGAACUGAAUCAAUAACAUGCAUCUUGGGUGACAGACAUUUUAGAAUUUAUAACAUUCCCGGUCUGAUCGAAGGCGACGAAGAGCGCAUCGUUCUAAACAGACGUGAAAUCAAUCGAGCAUUUGAGGAAGAGAAAGACAAUUCACUUGUUGUUAUCUAUGUGUUUGGACAUCAGAACGGUAGAAUACGAAACGAGGAUAUCGUUACUUUUCGAGCCAUUCACAACGCUUAUACAUUUUGUUCGGAUUCAUUGAUAACAAUAGUUAACGGACUACCGCCUGAUCGACCGAAAAUAUACAAUGAAGACACUCAAGCUACACUUAUUGAUCUACUCGGUAUGAAACCAGGUCAAAUUUGUUUUAUUGAUCGUCUGAGCUCAGAUGACACACACCAUGUGGAGGUUCGAAAGUAUCUAAUCGAUACCAUUUUAAAUGUUCGUCCUCGGGCACACACUAAAACUAGUAAUAUCAGUUUGAUGACUGAUGACGCUCUUCAACUCAAAGCUGAUCUCGAUGUGAUUCGUCAUCAAGUGGAUAACGAACGACAUGAGCAUGAAGAUGUGAUAGAAAGUAUGAAGCGAGAAUACGAAGCGACCCAACGCUUAUCAGUUUUACGACGUUUGUUUUGUCAAGCCAAAGUUGAUCUUCGACGACUGGUGACUUUUCAUGAGCAAGAAGAACAUUUGAUAUCUGUUAUUGCACGAUGGGAAGCGGAGGAAAUCGGUUAUGAGGACGAUCCUACGUCUAAUCAUUAUAUACAAGCUGUGAGAAAUAAGCAAGGCGCUGAAGAGAAACUGACAAAACAUUUCGCUACACAACAUUAUACUGAAGUUGCACUAAAUGUAUGUCGAAAAGAUAUUGAACAAAUUUGUUUUGAGCUCAAGCAAAUUUAUGAUGGAAGAUUCGAUUAUGAAUAUGAACCACUUCGCGAAUACUACAUUCUUUUUGAUGAUUUGCGCUUCGAUCCAUCUAUUAGCGAUGCGAAACAUGACUUUGUCAACGAUUUGUAUGCUUUUACAUGCCUUCACUUUCGUGACAUUGAAUAA
This is a messenger RNA of Didymodactylos carnosus, 1098 nucleotides long. Lineage: Eukaryota; Metazoa; Rotifera; Eurotatoria; Philodinida; Philodinidae. The record is from the annotation of a GenBank genome assembly.